Messenger RNA from Corticium candelabrum, 3426 nucleotides. Its product is annotated as CUB and sushi domain-containing protein 2-like. Gene Ontology annotation, molecular function: oxidoreductase activity. NCBI's taxonomy places the organism in Eukaryota, Metazoa, Porifera, Homoscleromorpha, Homosclerophorida, Plakinidae. The coding region runs from base 132 to 3227 and encodes 1031 amino acids. The transcript is spliced from 14 exons. The record is from RefSeq and is a predicted model, not a curated record.
CGCUUUGUGUGGUGAGUGACGGUUCGCGUGACCCAUUUCCUGUUCCGGACUUAGCAUGUAAAAUCGACCGGUUUUAACCAUGGCUUACGUCGCAGCCUAUUCAGUCGGUUUCGAAGGUUGCUCCAGUGAAGAUGCAGUCGAUCCUAUUACUGCUGCUCUCUGCUGUCACCGUUUUCGCGUCUAAUUGUAACUAUCCGAGUGCACCACAAAAUGGUUUCGUUCGAUACACUAGCGGCAGUAGCUAUGCUUUCUACGGGUGUAAUCAAGGGUACAGGCGGGAUGGUUCGAUCCUAGCAAUUUGCGACCAGUACGGUUCUUGGUCUGGCAGCAAACCCAAGUGUGUUCUCACAGGCUGUGGGACUCUUAGCAAUCCUGCCAAUGGUCGCGUUUCCGUCGUUUCAGGCAAGGCAAGGUAUUCCUGUAAUUAUGGUUACUCUCUUCGUGGUCAAUCUCAGCGUACUUGCACUAACGGGAGAUGGUAUCCCGAGGAGCCAUACUGUCAAAGAGGUUGUCCGAAUCUCGCUGCACCUGCAAACGGCCGCCUUAUUAAGAGCGGCUCACUAAGGGUAGGGUAUUCAUGCAAUUCUGGUUACUCUCGUCGUGGACCUUACUGGCGUACGUGCACUAACGGGCAAUGGUCAGGCUACGCAUCCUACUGCGAAAGAGACUGUCCAACUCUGAGUGGUGUCGCCAAUGGUCGUGUCUCUGUGAAUAGAGGCGUUGCUACAUACACAUGUAACUAUGGCUACUACCUUCUUGGUCAACCUCAACGUGUCUGUGAACACGGGAGCUGGUCUGGUUACAGUCCAGCGUGUGUCAGAAAGUGUCCAUCUCUCAGUAACCCAACAAAUGGUGGUGUUUCUGUAAACGGGAGAACUGCAACAUACACGUGUAAUUCGGGUUACACUCUCCGUGGUUCAGCUGUGCGUCAGUGCAGUGGUGGUCAGUGGUCUGGUUACGCCUCUACGUGUAUCAGAAAGUCAUGUGGACAACCGCCUGCACCCCGUAAUGGGUACGUACGGGUGUCGCCUACUGGAAAAUCAGCCAUCUACAUAUGUAACAAAGGUUACAACCAGGUUGGAAGUCCCUUCAGGGUCUGUUCUAAUGGUCAAUGGGGUGGAUCCACUCCCAGCUGUUGUCUAGUCUUACCGAAUCCUCUCAAUGGUGGUGUGAGUAUUGUUGGUGGCAUUGCCACAUAUUCAUGUAACUAUGGAUAUCAACUUGCGGGCAAGAAGCAGCGAACAUGUCAGAAUUCUUUCUGGAAUGGAAGAGCUCCAACUUGUGUCAAGAUCAAUGAAAAAUGUCCGGUUUUGUCGAACCCAUCCUAUGGUUCCGUCACUAUAAUUCCUAGUGGACAGAUUGCUGUGUAUCUAUGCAAUCCCGGCUAUGAGAUAAGAGGUUUCUCACUUCGAACCUGUAAGAGUAAUGGACAGUGGACUGGAUACGCUCCUGUGUGUAUCAAAACUCAAGUCAAGGAAUGUCUAAGACUCUCUCGUCCCCUAAACGGAGCUGUGCAAGUGUCAGGCAAUGUAGCACGUUAUACCUGCAAUCAAGGCUUCGCGCUGCAGGGCAGUGCAACACGAACAUGCCGGGAUGGUGUCUGGGGAGGAAGCGCACCCGUCUGCAUUCGAUUGGUUAUUCCCUGCCCUACUAUUGUGGGACUUGCCAAUGGUGUUGUGGAUGUGCAGGGCAACACAGUAACUUACACAUGUAAUUCUGGAUUCAUCCUGAUUGGUAAUAGACAGAGAACGUGUAGAAACGGUGUAUGGUCUGGCAGCCGACCACGUUGUGAUGCAGUGGUGGUCCCAUGUCCUAUACUUGUUGCUCCUACUAAUGGAAAUGUCAACGUGAAUGGCGAUACUGCAGAGUACUCAUGCAACGAUGGGUUCAGACUUCAGGGCAACCGCAGACGAAUGUGUCCAAAUGGUAUCUGGAGCGGAUCGAAUCCUAUGUGCGUGAGAAUUCCAUGCCCUCAAUUGGUCAACCCCGCGAAUGGUGCUGUCCAGGUGCAAGGCAACACGGCAGUCUACACAUGCCACCAAGGUUUCGAACUUAACGGCAAUCGAAGGAGAAGAUGCAACAAUGGAGUAUGGAGUGGACAAGAGCCCACAUGCGACAGAGAGGUUUGUACUGAAGGUUCCCAGUGGCGGGAUAGCUGUAAUCAACUGUGCACUUGCGUGGGCGGGGAAGCUCGUUGCUGUCGUGAAAGAAAAGACAUCGAGUCGAUGACCGUUCAAGAAAAGCGUCUCUAUGUCGAUGCUGUCAUCACAGCCUCUACAGAUCCUCAGUAUCGUACUCAGUAUGAAACGUUGUUGGGUAUUCACAGAACGCAGUUUGGGAGUGGUAUACAUGCUGUUGACCAGUUCUUGCCCUGGCAUCGAUGGUUCUUGAUAGAGUACGAAAAUUUACUGAGAAGAGUCAAUUGCAAUGUGACCGUGCCAUACUGGGAUUGGAGUCUGUGGGCCAGCCAACCAUUCAGUGCUUCUCUUUGGGGCGCCGAAAACCAUCACCUUGGUGGAGACGGCGGAGGAUCCCAGAACUGCGUUCAGACUGGAAGAUUUCGAGGGAACGUCUGGUCUAUACCAGGUGGCAGUUGUCUUACCCGGCAAUUCUCAAACGGUCAGUUUCCUGGACCAGUUGAAGUAGCUGAAGUCCUCAACAGGAAUCCGUCUCAAUUCUCUGAUUUCGAAAUUGGACUGCGAGUCAAUCUCCACAACAGUGUCCACUGUUGGAUUGGUGGCACCAUGUGCUCAAGAAAUUCCGCCUAUGCUCCCGAAUUCUUCCUCCAUCACGGAUAUAUAGACAAACUCUGGGCCGACUGGCAAGAGAGGAGCUCUGCCCACCACGAUGCACACUUCUCUACAAUGAGCAAUCCUAUGGUCGCUGCCGGCUCCGUCACUCCGGCGGACGUUAUCGACAACGACAACUUGCCUGGUGAUAUCAGCGUGUGUUACACGGAUCCGACCACCACGCCCGCGGCGGACGUUGCUGUCGCGUUGAGAGCGCUCAGUAACGUCGUCCUCAAGAGCGUAUCUCGUCCUACAUUCAUGCCAAUGGUUGACGAGUCGUUCAGUCUGUUCGGAGUUUCAGCGAGUGACCGCCAGACGGCUGAGGCUAUUGACCAAGACAUGAGAGUGGGUACUAAGGAUCGAGUUGAUUCAACUGAUGUUCUUUCUGUACUGGACGCUGAGAUACGGGACCGUACGGGCAUUAAUGUGGAAUCGUGACCACACAAGGUAGACGUUUGAGUUUUGAGUUACGUGAAAACUGUACGUUUUGUAUAGAAUGACGGUUGAUAUAAAGUGCAACUGCAUAACAUUUGCGACAUUUGUUCUGUUCGUGUAGUUUAUGAAGCGUUCACAGACGUUGUGACGCGUAGAGCUUAAGCUCAAUGAAACUUUUCAAUAACUUGUUAGUAAAAUUGGA